Molecule: messenger RNA, 2385 nt
Organism: Belonocnema kinseyi
Lineage: Eukaryota; Metazoa; Arthropoda; Insecta; Hymenoptera; Cynipidae
Product: protein gooseberry-like
Exons: 6
Coding region: 284-1498 (404 amino acids)
Biological process (GO): regulation of transcription by RNA polymerase II; anatomical structure development
Molecular function (GO): RNA polymerase II cis-regulatory region sequence-specific DNA binding; DNA-binding transcription factor activity, RNA polymerase II-specific
Source: RefSeq, a predicted model, not a curated record
AGCCUCAAGACCACUCUUGGGGACUUAGUUCGAGUCGAGACCCCGAACCUAGAACAGGUCCGCUCCUGCGUGUUCCAAAAAUUCUUGUCUGUCGUGUUCCGUGACCGUCGAUCAUCGGCUCUCAGUAUCCACCUAUUCGUGACUGCAAAACAAUUUGUGUUCUUCUUUGUUCACUGAGUUGGAAGUAAAGCAAAAUCUGUUCAGUGUUCCGGACUUUUGCCUCUGAUUUCAAAUACUUCGCAAAAAGGAGUGAGUGCUUCUCUGGCACUUACGGAAGUUUUAGAUGGCUGUUAGCACACUCAACAUGGCACCGUACUUCACUGGAUAUCCUUUUCAAGGACAAGGAAGAGUGAAUCAACUCGGUGGAGUAUUCAUAAAUGGACGACCACUUCCGAAUCACAUUCGACUAAAAAUCGUCGAAAUGGCAGCCGCUGGUGUGAGGCCAUGCGUCAUUUCUAGACAACUUCGAGUUUCUCAUGGUUGCGUUUCAAAAAUUUUGAAUCGUUACCAAGAAACUGGCUCAAUUAGACCCGGAGUCAUUGGAGGUAGCAAACCUCGAGUAGCUACACCGGAAGUUGAGUCUAAAAUCGAAGAUAUGAAGAGACAAAAUCCAGGAAUGUUCAGCUGGGAAAUACGGGAAAAAUUGAUAAAGGACGGCGUUUGUGACAAGACAUCGGCACCUUCGGUCUCCAGCAUUUCGAGGCUACUCCGUGGUCCAACAAAUCAACUCAAACCCGGUGAUGAUCCUCGCAGAAAUCAUUCAAUUGAUGGUAUUCUCGGUGGUAGUAGUGGUGAUGAUUCCGAUACUGAAAGUGAGCCUGGAAUCGCUCUUAAGAGAAAGCAACGCAGAAGCAGAACAACAUUCACAGGGGAACAGCUUGAGCAGCUCGAAGCUGCUUUUCACCGAACCCAAUAUCCAGAUGUAUAUACGAGAGAAGAACUUGCUCAAAAGACUAAGUUAACAGAAGCGAGAGUUCAGGUCUGGUUUAGCAACCGAAGAGCAAGAUUGCGCAAGCAGAUCAACAGUCAGCAAAUAAAUGCUUUCAAUACCAUGAGCCUCCAGAGUUUCCAGACCCAGCAUUAUGGUAGCAGUGCCGAAAGCUACCAAGGCUAUGGCCAAACGUCUGUCGCUGCUGCAGCAGCCACCCCUACUUAUCCUCAACAUUACAAUUAUAGUGAUAACUACUACACGACCCAGCAACAAUGGCCCAGAUCGACUGCUGAUAACUACGGACUCUUCAACGCCUCCCACUACGGUGGCAGUAACCUGGCCUCGAAUUUGGCCUCCAGCAACCUGAAUUUAGGAAGCCUGGGAGGCAGUGUUAGUCCGACGACAGCUACCAACAUGAGCACAUGUAUGAUUCAGGGUGCCUCUUCGGGGGUUCCCACUUCCGGAAUGGGACACCAUCACGUGACUCCCCACAGUCCAAGUGAAGCCAAAAGUGGAUAUCCCUAUUUGGGAGGUAUAGACUCUCAAGUUUGUGGCAGGGUUCAUUGAAAAUUUUGUCUGAAGUGAAACCACGUUGAUUUCUUUAUGGGGCUCUACAAAUAGUCGCUUUUUUACCCUUAUUAUACUCAGCAUUUUCCCUAGUCACCUUUCGUAGAACCAUUCGAAUUUCGUUCAAAUUAUAAGUUUCUUUUGUGAGAUAAACCAUGUUUUAAAGUAGCCCCUUAUUAAAAUCAAGUAGGAUAUUUUGUAAAUAGUUAUACAUUGUUUUUAAUUAUCCCAUGUCGAAAAAUCCUUAUGUAAAAAGGCUAAAAGCGACGGAUCUCAUUGGUUUUGAACUUUAGAAUUGUUAAUACAAUUCUGAUCAAAAUUCGGAAAAAGUUUCCUCUACUUUUGUACAAAGAUUUUUUAAGCUUAGACCCAGUGAAAAUAAUUUUAAGUAUUUAUAUCGCUGCAUCGCCUGAUAGAUUAGAUUGCUGGCUGCAAGAAAACUAGAAGAGUCUUUCGGAAAUUGUAAUUCCAAUGCUAAAUAAUACAUUGGGUGAAAAAUUGGAAGUUUUUUAAUCUAUUUCCAAGCGUGGCCUUGAUGUUCAACUUUCUUACGAGCCUUAAAACGCCUUAAAUAGAAUUAAUGCUUUAACUCAUGUUUAGAAAACAAUCACCCUUCGAGAUUAUUCUCGAGCCUUUUCAAAUAAGACUGUACAUAUUCAAUGAAUAUUAAGCAAACAUUUCAUUUUUACGACUUUCUUCUGUAUUAUUAACUUCACAGCUGAUAUCCGCGGCUAUUUUUUUACUAAUUUGACUAUAUUUAAUCGGCCAGUUGUAUUGUAAAUAUAGAAAGUAAUUUUAUAUUCGGUGCAUGCAAUGUUUAGCGAAUUUACAUAGUUAUAUUAUGAUCUGUAUGAUUGAAUGUUACGCAAUAAAAACACUUUCGUAAA